UUACAAUGUAGGGAUUUUCUGGCAGAAGUUUGUUUAUCUCCGGCGAGUACGCACAAAAUGCUUCUUUUGGAAGUUACUGCAUCGACGUGAACGUGAGUUUUUCGACGUAAUCGGAAAACUCAACCGGAUGGCAUCGAAGAAGAGAGUUCAGUUUGAUGAGGCAGAGGACGAGAUACUCAGUAAUGCAGGAGAAGGCGACGAGGUGAAAAAGAAAUUCAAGAACUCCUUGGACAGUGAUGAGGAGGACGACGAGGUGGAAGACAAGAAGUACAACCUUCUCAACCCAGAUGAUGUGGAAGGCCAAGAAGACAAGACAAUCGAAUAUGAUGGGGACAUCAAAAUCACACCAUUCAACAUGGAAGAUGAAAUGGAGGAGGGCCACUUCGACAAGGACGGCAUGUUCAUCUUCAGCAGAGACAAGGCUGAUAUACGGGACAAUUGGCUGGACAACAUUGACUGGGUCAAGGUGAGGCCCAGCAAGCCAUCUCAGGAAAACAGCCGAGACUCCGAGGCGUCCGGGGACGCGGACAAGGUGGACGUGCUCUCCAUCUACGGCGAGAUGUUGGAGGUGAUGCGACCGGGGGAGACGGUGCUGGCCUGCAUCAAGAGACUCGGAGGGGGCAAGCGGGACUCCACCAUCAACCGAUGGAAGAAGAAGAAGCAGGAGGACGAGCCAGACAGCACGGAGGAGACUGCCCGGAACAAGGAACAGCUGCUGAGGAUGACGGAGCUGGCGGACCGGGUCAUCUCCACGGGGGACAUGGACGUGUACCAGCAGAGCUUCGAGCGGCUCUCCUUCCUCAGGCAGCCCAAGGGGGAGGGGCGGGGGGCGGCCCCUGCCGCCGCAGAGUCUCCCUCUUUCGACAUGUUUGCGGAGGAGGUGGACCCCGCCAAGGUGCAGGAGCCCUCCUCGGCCAAGGAGGAGAAAAAGGAGUCCACCAGCACCGGUGCCGCAACAACUGAGGGAGAGGACGAGCUGAUGUGGGAGUUCAAGUGGGAAGAUGCUGAGGACGCUCCGAUCUACGGCCUGCACACUUCGUCUCAGAUGCUGCAGUGGGUGCAGGAAGGCUACUUCCAGGAUGGCGUGUGGGUGCGCAAGGCGCACGAACGGGAUGCGCCUUUUUAUAGCUCCAGACGCAUCGACUUCGACCUUUACGUCUGAUGUGUUCGUUUGCGAGAAGACAGCUCCUGCCAGUUCUCUGUCUCGGAACGAAUUUUAAUUUCUGUGUUUCUCGUGGGAUAAGUACUCCUGGCACCUUGUAGCGUUGUUGUUGGUUACGUUGAAAGCUGCAAGUUAUAGCUAAAUUCAGUGGCACUUGUCAUGUGGUGUGCCAUUUGUGUCUGUUUCUAUCGGAUCUUUAUCCUCAAUCGUUGUCUUAGAACGGGGACACAGGCCAUUCCAUGAAAAAGGUAACAUAUGCUUGUGACAUUCACCGUAGCUAAUGCUGAGGUGGAAAGAGGCAUUAACCAUGAUGUUGGGCAUUAUUACAGGAAUGACAGCAUAGUCUAAUGGUAAAUAGGAUAUAGGUAUGGGAGGGGGAUGGCUUAGGAGGAACAUUGGCAGAUGCUUCCCUUGUUAUACCACCUGCUACUUGGCUUCAAAAUGCCAAUGGCUUAACCUUAAAGGAACUUUAUAUGAUUACUUAAGACAAAAAUAUAAGAUGGCUUGAGAAUGUGUUGUUAAACUAUCUUGUUAAAUUUUAUUAGACAUAAAAGGAAUUCAAUAUCUUAACCUUGAAGAUUACCAAUGAACAUGUUUUUAAGUGUUAGCAGAAAAUAAGUGCACAUGCUGACCCGAGUUCUUGUUCAGUAAUGUCAAGAUUAUUACUCAUGAUAGUGUCUCACAUAAUCCUGUUACCCUUUUUAUAACACCCAUGAAUCUACACUUUGAUUGGCAGGAGUUAAGAACAGCAUCAACCUGAGUGUGGCAAUCCCUAAAAGAAAGACAUGCUGCAAAAUAGUUAUUUCAUCUGCAUGAGAUGCAUGCUCUUAAAUAAAUACAUACAGAACUGUU
Ixodes scapularis (black-legged tick) is the source of this 2014-nucleotide messenger RNA. It is a transcript of the gene holn1, whose product is annotated as CD2 antigen cytoplasmic tail-binding protein 2. Bases 128 to 1162 code for a protein of 344 amino acids. The transcript has 6 exons. Gene Ontology annotation, molecular function: protein binding. Lineage: Eukaryota; Metazoa; Arthropoda; Arachnida; Ixodida; Ixodidae. Gene Ontology annotation, cellular component: U5 snRNP. The record is from RefSeq and is a predicted model, not a curated record.